Gryllus bimaculatus (two-spotted cricket) is the source of this 2375-nucleotide messenger RNA. The record is from the annotation of a GenBank genome assembly. NCBI's taxonomy places the organism in Eukaryota, Metazoa, Arthropoda, Insecta, Orthoptera, Gryllidae.
CCCAGGCGCUCUUCAAUGACGUCACAAUCUAAACAUUGCUCAGCUGUGGAGAAGGUAGUGUCGUGGAGUGGUCGUUAUUGCCUACACACAAAAUUUCAACCGAAAAUAUUGUGUGCCCCAAAAACAUUCAUCACGGCGACCCGCUAGCAAGCCUGGCCUCCAGCGGCGAGUCGGACGACGGUGGGCUGGUUCCGCCACCGCGAAAAAAGCCCCGAUUGCUGGACGCAACGAUGCAGCAAGCAGCAAAUGGCUGUACGCAACGCAAUGGAGUGUCCGAGGACCACACUGGAUCGAGUAGUGAAAAGAACGGCACGGAUCUUUUGCCCGACACCACUGCUCUUAAUGGAGGAACAAUUGGGGAAUUUUCUGCGAAGAUAAUGGACAAGACAAGUCAAGAUAUUGUGCGUCUGAUUGGCCAGCACCUGAAAACAAUAGGGCUCGAUCGUACAGCAGACCUUCUUAUGCAAGAAUCUGGAUGUCGAUUAGAUCAUCCUGCAGCUGCUAAAUUUCGACAGCAUGUUAUGGACGGUGAUUGGGCCAAGGCUGAGCAUGAUUUAAUGGAAUUGAAAACUUUAUUGGAUAGUUCAUCACAGAGCCUCGUGGAAAUGAAAUUUCUCCUAUUGGAACAAAAAUAUUUAGAAUACCUGGAAGACGGGCGUGUUUUGGAUGCGCUUCAUGUACUUCGCAAUGAAUUAACCCCAUUACAGCACAACACAAAUCGUGUUCACGUACUCAGCAGUUACAUGAUGUGCAAUGGACGUGAGGAACUACAGUUGCGUGCGAAUUGGGAUGGUAAAGGUGAAAAAUCACGGACUCAACUUAUGGAUAAAUUACAAACAUACUUGCCUCCUACAAUCAUGUUGCCUCCUCGCAGACUAUAUACUUUGUUAUGCCAGGCUGUGGAACAUCAGAAACACCAAUGCCCUUAUCAUAAUACUUUGACCGAAGAUGGUUUAAGUAGUGUGUCUUUAUUAGUGGACCACCACUGUACAAGGGAACAAUUUCCGUGCGAGACUGUACAAAUCCUUAAUGACCAUUGUGAUGAAGUAUGGUUUUGUCGGUUUUCUCCUGAUGGGUUGAAGUUGGCCACAGGGUCAAAAGACACUACUGUUGUUAUAUGGGAUGUAGACCCUGAAACGCUGACGUGCACCCACCGGAAGACCCUGGAAGGUCAUUCCUAUGGAGUUGCCUACAUUGCGUGGAGUCCAGACAGUACACACCUUAUUGCCUGCGGUCCUGAGGAUUGUCCAGAACUGUGGAUUUGGAAUAUUGAAGCUGAUGAACUUCGAGUGAAAGUUUCGCAUUCUCCCGAAGAUUCUUUGACUUCGUGUUCGUGGCACCGUGAUGGAAAAAAAUUUGUCACAGGAGGAAUUCGAGGACAGUUUUAUCAAUGUGACCUGGAAGGUAAUGUCCUGGACUCUUGGGAAGGAGUGCGAGUCAAUUGUCUUUGGUGCCGCAAAGACGGCAGAACUGUAUUAGCUGCUGAUACUCAUCAUCGUGUCAGAAGCUACAAUUUUGAUGAACUAACAGACUCAAACAUUUUGCAAGAGGACCAUCCAGUGAUGGCCUUUUCAGUUAACUCCGCUGACAGAUUGGCUUUGCUCAAUGUUGCUACUCAAGGAGUUCAUUUGUGGGAUCUUCAAGAUCGCUGCUUAGUUCGGAAAUUUCAGGGAGUUACUCAGGGUCACUUCACUAUACACAGUUGUUUUGGUGGAGUUAAUCAAGAUUUUGUGGCUAGUGGAAGUGAAGAUAAUAAAGUAUAUAUUUGGCACAUCAAGAGGGAAUUACCUAUUGCCACCUUAAUAGGUCACACUCGUACAGUCAACUGUGUCUCCUGGAACCCAGUAUUCCAUCAAAUGUUAGCUUCGGUAUCAGAUGACUGCACUGUACGAAUAUGGGGUCCUGCCAACAAACAUCGUAACCAGACUAAACAAACAAAAAUAAGUGAUACUGGAUUUGUUUCAAUUGUUAAAACCUUGAUUAAAGUAUUUAUCCAGCCCCUGAAGUCCCUAGAUCCGGUUUUGCUGACGAUGCUGCAUCAUCAUCAACCAAUGGAAGCUUAUGGCAUGACAUGGGUUCGUAGUAGACGUAGAGCUGAUAACCCUCUCCUGUCUCUCCUUCCUUCUCUCUUUAUCUGUCUUGUAGACUCACCUCAGCUCACCUCAGCUCACCCAAGUUGUAAAAACGUGUCAAAUAAUGAGAACAAUUUAGAUGAAGCAAAGAAAUGGUUGAUUAAUCAAACAAUAUUUUCCUUUUGUCAAAAAUUAUUUGUGAAAGAGUAUGAAAUACAAUUAUUGCAGCAAUACAAAUUUUUUAAAUAUCUUAAAACUCACACUGCAAUGAUUUUUUUAUCAGAACAAACUGUUUCUUUAUGA